Molecule: messenger RNA, 777 nt
Organism: Entrophospora sp. SA101
Lineage: Eukaryota; Fungi; Glomeromycota; Glomeromycetes; Entrophosporales; Entrophosporaceae
Source: the annotation of a GenBank genome assembly
AUGUCAUUGCUUAACAAUCUAGAAAUUGAAGAAAUAAUUACCAAAAAUAAACCUAAUAGUUCUUCCUUUAUUUUCCGACACUUGCCUCCUACUAUGGGAAUAACCUUAGGCAAUUCUUUACGACGAAUUCUUUUAGGUCAUAUUAGUGGAAUAGCACCGCUCGGAGUAGAGAUUUCUGACAAAAAUGGUCCAGUGAAAAGUAAAGACACCAUUUUGGCGGGAGUAGAUAAAGUAACUCGCUACUUAAUUAUGAGUUUGAAAGAAAUUAUCUUAGAAGAAAAAAACAAAAAAGAAGGAAUUUUUUGUUUGGAGUUAAAUAUUGAAAACCAGAAAAAAGAAGAAAGAAUAAUUGUGGCUGGUGAUUUUCAGCCUGACCCAAGUGUCGAAAUUAAAAAUCCUGAAUUUCCUUUGGCGACUUUGGCUCCGCUGGCGAGUUUGAAAAUAAAAUUAUACUGUCAAAAAAAUUGGGGCUAUCAUGAGGAAGAAACACAAAAGAAAGAUUAUUUUGCGGAAAAAGAAAAUGUUAUUGUUUUGGCUACUGAUUAUUCCCCGAUUAAGGGAGGACAAGUCAAUUUUCAAGUAGAGCAAGAGGUAAUUGGUCUAGACAAACAGGAAGAAAAACUAACCAUUACUAUCAAUACCAACGGGGCGAUUAAACCCAAAAAAGCUCUCCAAGAGGCUUUGGAAAUUUCCCAAAAUUCCUUUGAGCUAAUUAACAAAACUCUAACCAACGGCAGAAAAAAAGGAAAGAUGGCCAAAGAGUUAGCCACGAAAUAA